This is a messenger RNA of Microthlaspi erraticum, 471 nucleotides long. The record is from the annotation of a GenBank genome assembly. NCBI's taxonomy places the organism in Eukaryota, Viridiplantae, Streptophyta, Magnoliopsida, Brassicales, Brassicaceae.
AUGGCUGGCAGAGUAUCGUCUCAGCUCGACCUCUGGUAUACAAAGGACUUAUUAAAAGAGUUGGUUCAGGUUCAUCUAUCUCUACAUCAACGUGGAAUCGUCCACUAUUGCAUCAAUUGUUCGAGAGUGAGGAAAUCACUCGCAUCACGGGUAUCCCUGUGGCCACUGGCUACAAACCGGAUCAUUGGGGAUGGUUUUAUACAACAACGGGUCGGUAUACGGUCAAAUCGGGAUAUAGUGUUUUACAGGAGCUCUCAGAUGAGGGGACACUGCCAGUAUUGGACCGGACAUUCGGCGGUUGCAAGCGCAAUCCUGGAAGGUCAAAUGUACUACAAAACUCCAACAUUUCCUUUGGCAAAUUAUUACCGGGUGUUAUCGGUUGGCGCGCGUUAUGCAGUCGGGGAAUGCGGUGGACCCGCAGUGUGUGAGAUGUGGUAUGGGAGAGGAGACUAUCAACCAUAUGCUCUUUGA